This is a messenger RNA of Ipomoea nil (Japanese morning glory), 1773 nucleotides long. RefSeq lists its product as uncharacterized. The transcript has 5 exons. The record is from RefSeq and is a predicted model, not a curated record. The coding region runs from base 71 to 1342 and encodes 423 amino acids. Lineage: Eukaryota; Viridiplantae; Streptophyta; Magnoliopsida; Solanales; Convolvulaceae.
UAGAACUCUUGAGGGUUGUUUUGCAUUGAAAGUUUAGAGAGUCAAUUUUUGUUUUGCAUAGACCAUUGUGAUGUCAAUUUCCGGUGCUCUGAAGAAUUUCCGGCGAAAGCUGGCGGCGAGUUGUUCGGCAAGUAAGAUCAGGGCAGCGGAUGGACGAUAUCAAGCAUGCACAGAAAGAUGUUUGGCUAAAGAUGAGUCCAAGUCUAAAGGGAAUGUGGUAAAUAUGUUUCGCAGCUCCAAAGAUUUCAACUUUCUUGCACUUCAGAGAAUGGUUUUCAGGAGCAUUCUUGUUCUGAUUACGAGUUGCUUCGGCUUUGGUGAUCAGGUGGCAGAGCCCUCUUUGACUGAGAAAUUAGAGCCCAAUGCGGCGGCGCUUGUGGUGGACGACCAAUCUGUUGACACUUCGCCCAGGGUUCGACUCAGUGAUGGGAGGUGCCUGGCUUACAGAGAAAGAGGGGUGCCCAAGAACAAAUCCAAUUACAGAAUCAUUAUAGUCCAUGGCUUUGGCAGCUCCAAAGAAAUGAGCUUUAUGGCUUCUGAUGAAUUGCUUGAGGAAUUGGGGGUAUAUGUCUUGAUAUAUGAUCGAGCGGGGUAUGGAGAGAGUGAUCCAAAUCCAAAACGCUCGUUAAAGAGCGAAGGUUCUGAUAUCGAAGAGCUAGCUGAUCUGAUGGAGUUAGGAUUGAAGUACUAUGUAAUAGGCGUCUCGCUAGGAUGCUACCCGGCCUGGAGUUGCCUCAAGCGCAUCCCAAACAGGCUUGCAGGUGUAGCGCUAGUUGUCCCGUUCAUCAAUUACAAAUGGCAAUCGCUUCCAGAUGCUUUGAUAAAGGAUGAUUACCGGAAACAACUAUGCCAGUGGGGAAUGUGGGUAACGCGGUACACUCCGGGAUUGUUACACUGGUGGUUGACGCAGAAUUUAUUCCCUUCGGCCACCGUUCUUGAUAAAAACCCUGCCUUUUUUUGCGACAAAGACUUGGAUGUCUUGAAGAAUACACAGGGAUAUCAAUUGUUCACUCAGGAUGGAUUGAGGGAUCGAGGCGUGUUUGACUCGCUUUGCCAGGACGGUAUAGUGGCGUUUAGCAAGUGGGAUUUCGAUCCCCUAGAGCUGAGUAACCCACAGCCUCAGAGCGAGUGCUCGGUUCAUCUCUGGCAAGGUUACAAGGACAAGGUUGUGCCAGUAGAAUUACAAAGAUAUGUGUGGAAAAGGCUGCCAUGGAUUCGGUAUCAUGAAGUUCCACAGGGAGGGCAUUUGCUGGUGUAUGAUAAUGCAGUAUGUGAAGCAAUCUUGAGAUCUCUUUUGCUUGGUGAAGAUUCUCCAUUGUACAUGCCAAACUUGGGCAAUUAACUCAUAUUUAUUCAUUCUUCUUGUGUUUAAUUUCAAAAUUGAUUUCUGGGACUUGAACUGAUACAAGUGUAGCAGGCAGUGAUUCCAACUGUUUCAAGAGCUCAGAAUGGAAAGAGAAGAGCUUUUGAACAUUGGUAACUCAUCCAAUUCUGGCAUUUGAUCCAAAAAUUGAUUCCAAAUGAUCUUAGAUAUUGAUAUGGGUUUCAAAAUUUCAAACUCCAAACCUAUGCUCUAGAAGUAAACAAUUUGUAUGUCAACUUGAUCACAUUAUUAAGCAUAUAUGUGGUUGAGACUAUUUGUAUUUAUUUAUCUAGUCUAAAUAUGUUCAUGUAGACUCGCCAUAGUUGUAACUUACUGCUACUUCUCCUCCCCUGUACACUAUUUAUUGUUUGUUUGUUUUCAUUAAUAAAUAACAUAGUUUUACUCCAUAA